Molecule: messenger RNA, 903 nt
Organism: Lycium barbarum (goji berry)
Lineage: Eukaryota; Viridiplantae; Streptophyta; Magnoliopsida; Solanales; Solanaceae
Exons: 2
Coding region: 1-903 (300 amino acids)
Source: RefSeq, a predicted model, not a curated record
AUGAUGAAAAAGAUGAUGAGUGAUAUACAGAAGAUGAUGACAAACCAGCAGAAGUUGAUAACAGAUAAUGAGAAUCGCGAUUUGGCUGUGCGAAAUUUAGAGAGGCAGAUGGGACAGAUAGCGGGUGCACAAAAUACUAGACUACCUGGAGGACUUCCAAGUGAUACGCAUGUGAAUCCCAAGCCUUGUAAUGCUAUGACUCUUCGAAAUGGGAGAGAAUUAGAGAAAGUGGCUCCAAAGAAAACCAGUCGAGUAGAAGCUGAAAAAGAGAAGAUUGUCGAGGAGAUGAUUGAAAAAGAGAGGGUAGUCGAGACACCAGUGGAAAAGCAACCACAACCCGUGGUUUCAGAGCCACCACCUCCAUUCCCUCAACGUUUGGCAAGACAAAAAGAAGAGGCUACUUACAAGAAGUUUCUUGAUUUGCUUAAGCAGGGUAUUCCAAAGUAUGCUAAGUACAUCAAAGAUAUUGUUUCAAACAACAGCCGAUUCAUAGAGUAUGCCACUGUUGCACUUACUGAGGAGUGCACUUCUCGUAUUCAAAACAGGUUGCCCACUAAAUUGAAGGAUCCGGGAAGUUUCACGAUCGAGAUUUCUAUUGGGAAACAGGUUAUUGCUCGAGCACUAUGUGAUCUAGGUGCAAGUAUAAAUUUGAUGCCUUCAUUUAUCUUCAGGAAGCUAGGUUUGGGAGUGCCCAGACCAACCACUAUAGUUCUUCAGCUGGCAGACAUUUCGUUAGCAAGACCCGAAGGCAUUAUUGAAAAUGUAUUGGUACAAGUAGGGUCGUUGAUAAUUCCUGCAGACUUCGUGAUUUUGGACUUCGAGCCAGAUCCGGAAGUCCCAUUUAUUUUGGGGCGUCCAUUCUUGGCCACAGGGAGAGCACUUAUUGAUGUAGCUGUUGGGUAG